AUGAGGCGUGGCUUCCUCAACUCCAAGGCAGCAAAAGAACGCCUCAGCUCUGCGACGGCCCAACAAUUUGAACAAAUCAAAGUGACCUCUGUUGAUUUACCUGCAGUGCUCGAAAAACCAGUCGUCGUUCCCGGAAGCACGUUCAGCCCUACUGAUCCUCCAACCCACAUUUGGGCGACUCUUCCUCAACUCUAUGGCGAGCCUAGCACGGAAUGUGUUCUCCUCCGCGGCAGCAAAGAAAUCAUCCUAAAGACUCCCGGUUUUCCGAAACGACUUCCGCCAGCCAACUCUCCCGCUGCAUUUCGAGUUGCGCCCUCGCCUGGAAAAGGUAUGGGUCUAUUCAGCACUCGUCCCAUCAAGCAAGGGGAAAUUAUCCUCUGGGAACGACCCCUGCUCAUCGCACCACGCGGCGUCCCAACUCGCUUUCCGCCUGGCAGUUUUUCCGCGGCCCAAAUGAUCCAGCAUCACCUUGACGCUUGCGAGCACUUUAUCGCGAUCGCAGUCAAUCGCAUGGAAGAAAAUUGUCGUGCCGCGUUCAUGAGUCUUCACAAUUGUCAUACCCACGAUGGUUCAGGGCCGCUAGUGGGCAGAUUUCGGACGAAUGGGGUCGCUCUUGGGGGCCUCGAUGGCGUACAGCAUCAAACAGACAAGCCCUACAACGCAAUUUUAGAGCACGUAUCGCGUCUCAACCACAGUUGCUCCCCAAAUACGCAGCCAUUCUUCGAUCGGGCGACGUUCGCGUAUAAGCUCUAUGCUGUUCGUGAUGUCCCCGCAGGCGAAGAACUGACUUACCAAUACAUCGACGUGUUGGCGAAUAAAACAGCGCGCGCGGAAAGCCUCAAGCCCUACGAUGUUGUCUGCACCUGUCUUGCGUGUACGGAGAAUAUUGCAGAGACCGAUAAACGUCGUUCGGAGAUCGCUAAUAUCUUCCCUUUCGUCCCAACAUGGCUUAUGAAUUAUCAACUGCCCGACGACUGGCUGAUCAAGAAAUGUACCGCACUCCUGGAGCUUAUCGACAAGGAAGGACUGCAGCAUCUCGAGGGGUACUGUAUGGGCACACGUGCGAUUAUGGACUCCUACAUCUGUCUGGGGGACAGCCGGAAUGCGAGCAAAUGGGCAGCGCGGGUAGCUCUGCGGCCUUGGUCGGAGUGCGAAGCCGAGAGCUAUCCGGUGAAGGAGCUUUUGGACCCGGGAAGUCCUGCCUACGCGCAACACCCCUUGUGGCAAAUGCGAAUGCGAAUGUGGAUGUAG
Molecule: messenger RNA, 1251 nt
Organism: Mycena indigotica
Lineage: Eukaryota; Fungi; Basidiomycota; Agaricomycetes; Agaricales; Mycenaceae
Product: Aldehyde dehydrogenase
Exons: 3
Coding region: 1-1251 (416 amino acids)
Molecular function (GO): protein binding
Source: RefSeq, a predicted model, not a curated record